AAUGGUUGAUAAUUACACAGUGACGGAAAAAAAAAAUUGUAGAAGAAAAUCUAACAACUAUCAUACUUUUCCAUUUGUCUAGUGAAAUAACCAACGUUCCUUGUGGCCUAUUCUUUUAGCAAGUAUUAUGCGAGUAUACAUAGAGAUCUUUUACCCACAAUGUAUCUAUUUUUCAUGUGUGCAAAUAGUAAGUAAUAAACGCGCAAUAAUCGAGUGUGAUUACUAGAAGAGAAAUAUCAGUGUACAAAAUAUUGUCUCCACAGGUCAAAUGAGAGUACAUCUCUUCCUAUAUUUUUUUCUUUUACUGAUCAUGAUCUGCAUUGAUACGGAUGCUGCAAAAGGUGGAGGUGCAAGAGGAGGUCGAGGACGCGGAAGAGGAAGGUUGUACGGAUCCCGAAUGCCAAUUUUAAUUCCACAUAGAAAUCCUGCUAGUGCAAAAUAUUAUGAAAACAAAGACGGUGCCAAAAUAGUUAAAGCAUCGCACUUUGAAUUAGAGUACAUGCUUGGAAGAAAAAUUACCUUCUUCUGUAUGGCUAGAGGGUACCCAAGACCUGAGAUUACAUGGUUCAAAGAUGGCAUCGAGCUGUAUCAUCAUAAGUUUUUCCAGGUGCAUGAAUGGCCUCUUGGCAACGACACGGUUAAAUCAAAAAUGGAAAUCGACCCGGCUACGCAAAAAGAUGCCGGAUAUUAUGAGUGCCAAGCUGACAAUCAAUAUUCAGUUGACAGACGUGGCUUCAGAACGGAUUAUGUUAUGAUCUCUUAUUAAUCAUUCCUUGAAAUCGAGUUAUAUCGAUUCAAACUAUCAACACAAGACAACCAACUCCAUUUCAACCGAA
Orussus abietinus is the source of this 836-nucleotide messenger RNA. RefSeq names its product immunoglobulin domain-containing protein oig-4. The coding region runs from base 269 to 766 and encodes 165 amino acids. NCBI's taxonomy places the organism in Eukaryota, Metazoa, Arthropoda, Insecta, Hymenoptera, Orussidae. The transcript has 3 exons. The record is from RefSeq and is a predicted model, not a curated record.